Molecule: messenger RNA, 5212 nt
Organism: Trachymyrmex septentrionalis
Lineage: Eukaryota; Metazoa; Arthropoda; Insecta; Hymenoptera; Formicidae
Product: ataxin-2-like protein
Exons: 10
Coding region: 448-3069 (873 amino acids)
Biological process (GO): cytoplasmic stress granule assembly
Cellular component (GO): cytoplasmic stress granule
Molecular function (GO): RNA binding
Source: RefSeq, a predicted model, not a curated record
AUAGUCACCGUGAUCAGGUUGAUCAGGCGACUCGUAGGUACGUUGAAAGGUUUGCGAGUCUGUCGUGUAUCGUUCUGCCACAUGUUGAUUAGUUGAAAACAAGGAGAGGUAGAAACGCGCAUCUUCACGGAUUCUUCGCCGCCACACUUGGCUUGGCACACGUCGUUCCCAGAUCGUCAUAGUUUGCACUUUACACUCCACGGUCGUCGUCGUCUCUGCAACAAGUCAAGUCGACGAACGUAACGUUGCAUAAAGACGUUCGUACAUCCCGUACCUGUACCCGUCCCCGUCCACGUCCACGUUCACGGACAAGAAAACGGAUAUUUUCGACGUCAAGCAGUCAUCGGGAAAGUAGUCAAAAUUCCGGUCCCUACUAGGAAACAAGAGGGCCUCCAACAAACCGGCGGCAGAAAUCCAUCAACGAUUAGCCAAGAACCAUCAAGCAAAAUGAACAAGAAGAGGAACCGUACGAAUAAUAACAGGUACUGCCAAUCACUUGGCUUUCCUCGUCAAGAUCAUAAUAGCAGAUCUCCGCGAGCACGUGGACCACAAGAGAGGAAUGUCACAGCGGAGGGAGUUUAUAACAAUGCUCAUUUUAUGCAUGCGGUUACUAGCCACGUUGGCAACACCGUACAGAUUCAAACUCAAAAUGGCUCGGUGUAUGAGGGCGUGUUUAGAACGUUUUCGAGUCAAUUUGACGUAGUGUUGGAAUUAGCUCAUCGUGUAGAGAGUUCCGGAAAGAUUUGCGUAGAUAGCGUAGUAGAGAAAUUAAUUUUUAAACCACAAGACGUUGUUACUAUAUCUGCCAAGGAUGUUGAUUUAGAUUAUGCUAUAAGAGAUACUUUUCAAACGGACACAGCCAUUAGUAAGUUUAAUGGUUUGAUCGGCGAGAAGGAACUCGAACCCUGGGAUCCGCCGACUACCAUGAACGGAGCCGAUUUAGAAUUGGACGGUGCUGCUAAUGGUUGGGACGUCAACGAAAUGUUUCGUAAAAAUGAACAAGAAUACGGAGUUCAAACGACAUUUGAACCUUCUUUGGUCGGUUACACUUUACAACUACAACGUAAAGAUACAAAAGAUUACAAGGAACAAGAACAAAAAGCUGCUGAAAUAGCAAAUGAGAUCGAAUCUCAACCGAAUCAUAAAGCUAGAUUAGAACUGGAAAACGGCGAUGAGGAAGAAAGAUUUGCAGCUGUGACGAGACCUACCGAAGGAAAAUAUAUUCCACCGCCGUUGAAAAAGAAAAAUGGUAACACUAGCAAAUUGAUGAGAUCUAGCGAACCUCCGUCUUCGCCAGGAACCACAAGUAAUAAGAAUGUCUACAGUCAACCCCCUCCGUCCACGGUUACGGUGAAUGUCCCACAACCGAGCAUGUCGGUUGGAGUACAGCCUGCUCAUACCUCGGUACAACAUCCGGUAUCCUUAAAUAUGAGUAUGCCGCCCAAUGGAGUGGUUGUCACAUACAAUAAUCCACCACCGCCGUUUGUGCCUCCACCGACGACGCAGUCACAGCAAAUAAUCCAGCAGAAUCAAUCACAAUCUCAAGUUACUCCUUCGAUGCCGCAAGUAAGCUUCCCAUCACAACAACAGACACCUCCGAAUAAAAUAAAUACAGAAAAACGUGAGCGACCUGGUAGACAAGUUUAUCAAGCUGAUAAAGCGCCACCAGCGCCAUUUCCACAAUCAAACGUUGCAUCUUCUCAACAACAACAAUCUACGCACCAGCAACAUACAUCAUUGACGCAACAAAACUCUAUAGAAGGGCAAAUAGUUAUACAUAAAUCGGAUCAUAGAAAGGUUCCAACACCACGUGGAAGAGAAGAACAGCAUUCGGAACUGAGACAAUUUGCUGCAGAAUUUAAAUUAGCGGAAUCGCAGGGAUCUUCAGAUACCCCUCAAAUAUCCAGAAAACAGCAUCAGCAUCAACAAGAUGUGCAUUCCGCUACCUCGAUAAAUCAACCGCAUCACCAAGGUCCUCAUCAACAUACCAGUCCACAGCAGCAAUCGCAGCAGCAACCACUUUCGCAACAACAUACCAGUCCUCAUCAGCAACAUCAAACUGUACAAGAGGAACCAGUUACCAGUAAGCCUCCACCUGGUCCAAUGGUAAGAUCUACAAGUCCGCCUCAGCAACAACAACAACAGCAACCACCACCACCACCACCGCAGCAGCAGCAGCAGCAGCAACAACAACAGCAACAACAACAACAACAACAGCAACCACCUCCACCACCACAACCAACUCAAACGCCUCAAAAUACUUCGACAGUGCAACAAUCUCCAUCAGAACCCGUGGUUGAUAAGAUAACUACUGCUUUUAAGAAAUCUACUUUAAAUCCGAACGCUAAAGAAUUCAAUCCAAAUGCCAAACCAUUCACGCCGCGCUCACCUAGCACACCGACGCCUAGUCGACCGCAUACACCGCAAACUCCUCAGUAUACAGGGGCGACUAUGCCCGCGACCGUUGUUAUGCCAGCAUAUGUAACGCCGACAGCUUUUAGUCAACCACCUACUCAACAAGUGGCAAGGUUCCGGAAGGUACCUAUGAUGCAACAUCGUGCGCCAGAUAUAGCGUCUCAGAUGCAAGUGGCCGCAGCAACGGGACAGCCGUUAUUAGCGCCAGCUAUACAUCCAUUCCAGGUGCCUUAUCCAGGACAACCGGCGUAUCAACAAAUGGUACGAAUGGUCCAGGCACCGCCGCCACCUCAUAUGGCCACUCCGUAUCAUCAUCACCAUGACUCGCAAGGGCCACAAGCCCCCGGCAUACAAUAUAUGGGUCCGCACACUCAUCCGCAUCCUCAUGUAGCUCAGCAGCCACCUAGCCAAACGCCGUCCCCAGCCAAUCCGAAUCAACCACAUACACCGGGCGCUUAUAAUCCACCUGGUACUCCACAGCCUACUUAUCCGCAACCUCCGCCGCAAGGUCACGCGCCAAGCUAUCCGAUUAUGUGCCCUAUAAUUCCAUCUCAUAUACCGUCAAUUCCACCACAACACAUGCAAUACCUGCCACCGCAGCCACCUCCGGGUGCGCAGCAGACUAUACCCGUCAUUUUACCGCACAAUCAGUAGCUGCGGCAUAAAUUAAAGGAAGAAAAGGAAGAGCAGCGAUAGUAUUCUGAAAAGGUAGGAUAAGACUUUCAAAAUUGAGUUACUUUCAUGAUGGCGUGUCAAUUGUUGGAACUGUCUCGAAGAACCGCUCGCUUUAAUUACACAUUCUCGAUUUAUCGAUCGCUAAUCGAUAUAAAUUAUGUGCUAAUCGAUAUAAAUAAGCAUCAGUCGUCAACUUUCUGCGUUGAUGAGCAGUUUAAAAUUAUAUAACUCUUGCAUACACUUACUACUGGUUACAACGGAAAGAGAGGCCGAUUAUAUAUUUUCAGCCACGAAUCAAUGAUAUCCCGUAUGGUACUAUAAAUGAUUCUAAAUGAUUGGAGAGAGCGUUGACCAUCUUGAAGGUAACUUGUUAUUUCAAAUGUAGGUCGAUCGUUGAAUGACCUAUGGCCUGUAUUAUCGAGUCCCGUAAAAAUCUUCUUGAUUAUUUUAAUCAAGUUUUAAAAUUGUAAAAUGAUAGUUUAUCAUUAUGCAAUUUCGCAAAAUUCCCACGAGUUGACUUUUAUCGGAUUAGCAUGCGUACCGGAGAAAGAUUUAAUGAUCUUUUGGAUCGUGCAUUUUAUCGAGUAGUGCUCAAUGUAUGCAGAAAAUAUAAACGCCGCUCGCGUUUAAUUACAGACGUAUUCAGCAGUUUUAAUUUUCUCAUACAUACAACAUAGCUUGCGUUACAUUGUAAUAUCAAGUAACAACUCGGUGGAAAAACAAGAUUGAUCACGCGCGCGAGCGAAUACUUUCUCCCUUUCCCUUUCUCUGACUUUCUCCCUCCCCCCUCCCCUCCCCCUCCCCCUCCCCCCAUUCAUUGUUUUUAAUCGAGACGAUUACUGAAAUUAUGGGAAAGAGAAUAAGGUAUAUGGAAGUGCAUGUGGCAUAUUUUUCUGCCCGCGACUGCGUGUCCGAUUCCAUUCAUUAAGGAAGAACUCGGAGAAAAGAGGAUAGGACGAUCACACGACUCUUUCGAAUUAGAUUUGAAUGAAGCAAGCGAUAACUAACAAAACUGGAGUACGGUUUGCAGGGUAAAACGCUAGCGAGAUAUGCGAUUCUGCGAUUUGUUGAUAAUGAGUUUUGUUACGAGAUGUUGAUAUGCGCAGGAUCUUUGAACGUGAAAAAUUACAUCAAGUAUGCGAGAUACAACAUUUGCAUACUGACAAAUCGUGCUAACGUUAACGGUGCGAACAGCAGACAUUCGAGAGGUAUAUAAUUUGCACGUUUUCACAGUCGAGUUUACUUACCAAGUUUUAACAAUUGGUUUCACUAGUAAACUCUACAUCUCGUGUUGCUACACCUACUAUUUGCCAAUGAUUCGGUACUUUCGACUUGUUUUUCUUCUCAUUUCCUCAACGAUACCCGAUAACAGACGCGAAAUUUAAUAACGAGAGAAGCACGUUGUUGCAGAAGGAAAAAGGAAAAAAAAAAGAAAAAAAAAGAGAGAAAAGCUCGAUAUUAUUAGCUUUGUCGCUAGCUUCAGAUUACUACUAUUAGCUAAAGAUUGGCCUCCGUAUUAUGUAUGUACAUGUGCGAGAUGUAGGAAAGAAAACGUGGCGAAGCUUCAUCAUUUCUUAUAUUCAACAGUUAUUACUUCAUCAUGCGACGCGUGUCAUGAUACAUCCGUUAGUAAUUUUAGCCAUACUUAGCAGAGACUUGUAAUUAGUGAAGUAAUGCGAUUUCUCGAAUGACGAAUUCUUCGCCCAAUUAUGUACCUCUUAUUGACAAGUGAAAACGUGCGGAUACUUGAUACCAUGGACUUGGAAAUCUAUCUGAACGUAGCGUAUAUACUGCCAAUUAAGAUAAGGGAUGAGAUCAGAAGUAAAAAGGACAUCGGCAUCGUAUUUCACCAUUUGAAUUACAUAUGCGUAAACUCUGCUAUGGCAGACUCUUUGUUCCGUUCGAAGAUUUAACACAGAAUAAAGAGGUUGCGCCGUACUCGCUCGAUCAAUUAGAUUUGAAAGGAUAAUUUGAUAUUUGUCGCAUGACGUGUAGAGUAAGAAAUAAUAAGUAUGCGUGUAUGAUGUGUGAAAACAUUUUCAUUUGCGCAUUGUACAGAUGUCGAAAUAAAGAAGGGGAUAGGAUAAAAAGAUGAGAAGAGACUAGAAAAAAAACCAUCGUU